This is a messenger RNA of Arachis ipaensis, 1613 nucleotides long. RefSeq names its product diacylglycerol O-acyltransferase 2D. Gene Ontology annotation, molecular function: diacylglycerol O-acyltransferase activity. The record is from RefSeq and is a predicted model, not a curated record. Gene Ontology annotation, cellular component: endoplasmic reticulum membrane. Gene Ontology annotation, biological process: triglyceride biosynthetic process. Lineage: Eukaryota; Viridiplantae; Streptophyta; Magnoliopsida; Fabales; Fabaceae.
UUGAACCAAUCGUUCCGGUUCUGUUGGGUCGAAUCUACUGGUUCGGUUCGAUGCAAUCCUGCCAUACAAAUAAGAUCUCUACCGCAUGUACCGCAGUACCGAUGGUCAUCAUGCUUGUCUUACGAAAUAAAACUCAACAAGACGAAGUGAACUUUCAGUCCGCUUCCAUUUAUGCCUUUUUGGAACACGUGACCAGGCCCACCUUUAAGGCUCUAAGUGACGCUUUUACCCUCGCUGGAUCCCCAAUUUACACAACGAGUCCUCGUCCCUGUUUCCAUGACCAUAACAAACUUACAGUUAACACUCUAACAACCUCUCUAUCACUUUAGCGUCAUUCUGCGUUCUAUCCCAGUUGUUCCCAAAACGACGCCGUUCGACCACACUCUCGGUACGUCGCAGCAUGGCGGAGAAAGUAUUCAGCGCGAAAGAGAUCUUCGCCGCCGAUUCGUCCAACAUCUUCAUAAUGAUUCUGGCAUUGUUGAUUUGGCUCGGAGCUAUUCACCUCAAUUUCCUCUUUACUCUCUUGUUGAUAUUCCUUCCUCUCUCCAAAUCACUCUUGCUUUUUGGUUUGCUGGUUGUGUUGGUGGUGAUUCCGGUGGACGAUAAGAGCAGAUUGGGAAGAAGGUUGGCAAGGUCCCUAAGUAAGUAUGCUUGUAGUUACUUCCCGGUCACGCUUCAUGUAGAGGAUAUGAAUGCAUUUGAUCCUAAUCGCGCUUAUGUUUUUGGUUAUGAACCGCACUCAGUUUUACCAAUUGGUGUCAUUGCACUGUCUGAAAGCAUUGGUUGGAUGCCACUUCCAAAAUUGAGAGUUCUUGCUAGCAGUGCAAUUUUUUACAUACCGGUGUUGAGACACUUAUGGACAUGGUUUGGCGUCACACGCGCAGCAAAGAAAAAUUUUAUCUCCCAGUUAUCAGCUGGAUACUCUUGCGUUUUAAUACCUGGUGGAGUGCAAGAAACAUUUUUUAUGAAGCAUGGCUCCGAGAUUGCUUUCCUUAAAAGAAGAAGAGGAUUUGUUCGUAUAGCAAUGGAGCGUGGUCAUCCCUUAGUUCCAACUUUUUGCUUUGGUCAGUCAGAUGUCUACAAGUGGUGGAAACCAAGUGGGACGUUGGUUAUGAAACUUUCAAGAGCUAUAAAGUUCGCCCCAAUAUUUUACUGGGGGAUUUUCGGAACACCGAUACCGUUCAGACGUCCAAUGUAUGUAGCAGUGGGCAGACCAAUUGAGCCUCCCAAAAAUCCAGAACCAACCCAGGAGGAGGUUGACAAAGUGCUUAUUCAGUUUGUGGAUGCACUACAAGAUCUAUUCGAACGACACAAAGCUCGGGCUGGAUAUCCAAAGCUUGAGUUAAGAAUCCUAUGAUAAGGCCGUAAUAUCUUCUCACGAUUCAUUGGUUUAUUUAUUUAUUUUCUAUCUUUUUAUUGUUUUUGGUAGGAAAAUUUUUUUAGUAAUUGUGUUGAGGAUACUUGUUAAGAGGUGUAACAUAGAAAAAAUUUAUUGAGAAACCAAAUAAUUUGAAAUUUUCAAUGUAGCCGUGACAAAUGCUGUAUUUUAUCAAUCCCACCUGGGAAAGAGAAAGAAUAAGAAUGAGAAGAGAUGACAUGGUAAAUUUUCUUUA